Messenger RNA from Colletotrichum gloeosporioides, 1254 nucleotides. RefSeq names its product Telomerase-binding protein EST1A. Lineage: Eukaryota; Fungi; Ascomycota; Sordariomycetes; Glomerellales; Glomerellaceae. Bases 1 to 1254 code for a protein of 417 amino acids. The record is from RefSeq and is a predicted model, not a curated record. The transcript is spliced from 2 exons. Gene Ontology annotation, molecular function: telomerase RNA binding; telomeric repeat DNA binding; protein binding. Gene Ontology annotation, cellular component: telomerase holoenzyme complex. Gene Ontology annotation, biological process: nuclear-transcribed mRNA catabolic process, nonsense-mediated decay.
AUGGCAUUGCUCUAUGAAACGGUGCCCACUUUUGAAGACACUUGGAUCGAGUGCUUGGGUGAUCUUGGAAGAUAUCGUAUGGCAAUUGAAGAUGACGAUUUGAAAGACCGCGAGGUUUGGACUUCUGUCAGUAGGCAUUGGUACUCAAAAGCAAGCGACAAGGCACCUACAACUGGCCGCUUGUACCACCAUCUCGCGAUUCUUGCGCGCCCAAAUGCACUUCAGCAACUCUUCUACUAUACGAAGAGCCUGUGUGUUCCGAUUCCCUUUCUGUCAGCCCGCGAGAGCAUCAUGACACUGUUUGAGCCCCACCUCAACGGAUCGCCAACACGUCUUCAGGAAAUUGAUGCUGCCUUCGUUCGAGCUCACGGCAUUCUGUUCUCCGGCCGGAACCAGGAACAACUUGCACCCUCCGUUGACGAGUUCAUCGGUAGUCUCGAUAACCACAUUGGCCGAACCACGCGACGAUGGAUGGAGAGCGGAUACUACAUCGGCAUCGCCCUCGGUUGCUCGCUACUUGAGUAUGGUAGCGAGUCCAACGUCAUCAUGCGACUGAUCAAGUCGGGAGCUCGCUCCGAUGAACCAGACACGGCCAUGCAAGGGGUUGAAGCCGCCGCCCCAUCCCAGAAAUUCCUCGAUGUCCUCGAUUUCACCUGCCGCACACACGAUGUCGUCUUCCGUCGCUUUGGUGACCCGAGCGUCACCCCAUACCUUCACGUCACUCUAUCCUUCCUCUACCAUCUUUCCAAAUUCCCGACUGCCAUGGCUCAUAUUGAGUCCAAGAUCCCCUGGAAACUCAUCUCACUUAUGCUCAACACUCUGGUUAGCACUUGUUCACGUUUUGACAAGAUUGAGAAUGAGGCCUUCCCCCGAAACGAAAAGGAAAGCCCACGCCCGCUACCCGACGAUUUUGCCCAGCGUGGUCUCCUCUGGGUAGAGAAGUACUACCCCGCCGACUGGUUCACCGGCGCGAAGAUCGAUGACGAAGAGAAGUAUUUCGAAGUGGCCUCCAUGAUGGAAGAACGGCAGGACCGUUGUCUCUGGCUAGGACACCGCUUGGCAUCGUCGGGCGCAUGGCUCACGUACGAUAAGAAUUUGAGGCAGUUUGGCGUGGCGUCGCGGUAUGCCAUUGAGAUUGCCAACUUGCCAACAGCGUCAGAAACAGAUAGUGGCACACCAACGCAGCCGAAUAGAUGGGGAAGAGGAGAAGACGCUGACGUGGACAUCCCAGAUGCGCCAGCAAGUGCAGUGUAG